UGGUUGGAUCAAAUCCAGAAUCUUUGAUUAAAUUGCAAUAAAUCUGUUCUUGGAUAUUUAAUUUUUAUUUUAAUUGUUUAUAAGAUAAUAUAAAAGGAUGACGGUGAAGUGUAAUCAAUUAUAUUAUGUUUAUAUAUAUAAUUAAAAUGAUGUAAACUUAUUUAAUGCCCAUUGUGAUUGCGUAAAUAAAUUAAACUCAUAUAACUAUUGAAGAAACAAAUCUUAGUCUCGGUCUUCAACAUUUUGUAAUAUCAGACAAAAGAUAAUCCUUUCCUGUGGUAGCCUGGUAGGUAGCAAAUCAGUCAACAACCUACUUCAUUUCUCAUUCAAUUCAAUUGUUUAUAUUGUCUAAUAUAUCCUUCCGUGUUCUGAUUCUAAUUCAACUUGCAUACCAUUUCCCCUUCCCAAACCCAAACCAGCACCACCAUGAAGGGCAAUACGCCGCCACAUAUCCUGGUGAUCCCAUUCCCAGCUCAAGGUCACAUGAUACCCCUCCUCGAUCUAACCCACAAACUCGCCACCACCGGCAAAAACAUCACCAUAACGAUUCUCACUACCCCGAAAAACCAAACAUUCCUAACCCCUCUUCUCAACACCCACCCUUCAAUCAUCCACCCAUUAAUCCUCUCUUUCCCAUCCAACCCUUCCAUCCCCCAUGCUGUCGAAAACACUAAAGACUUACCAAACUCAUUUUCCACCUUCAUCCUCUCUCUUUCAGAUCUCCACCACCCUCUUCUCCAAUGGUUCCACUCUCACCCUUCUCCUCCUCACUACAUCAUCUCCGACAUGUUCUGUGGUUGGACGCAACAUCUCGCUUCUCAACUCAACGUUCCUCGAUUCGUUUUCUCUCCUUCCGGUGCUUUCGCUUUCUCCGCCAUCUGUUUCCUAUGGAAGAAUCUCCCAACGCGUGUCAACCCAAUCGACGAAAACGAGGUUGUUUCGUAUCAUAGCAUUCCGAAUUCCCCAAAAUACCCUUGGUGGCAAGUUUCUCCUUUGUUUCGCAGCUAUAUCCCUGGUGACACUGAUUCGGAGACACUGAAGAAUUUGUUUCUUUGCAACAUUCAAAGCUGGGGACUUAUUGUUAACACGUUUGAUGAAUUUGAAAAGCCAUAUAUUGAUCAUCUGAAAACUGAACUGGGUCAUGAUCGUGUGUGGGCGGUUGGACCAUUACUGCCUAUGGAUGAUUCAUCUACCAUGGCUUUACAAAGAGGUGGAUCUAGUUCUGUUUCAGCAAACGACAUCGUUUCAUGGCUUGAUCAAAGACAAGACAGGAAAGUGGUGUACGCGUGUUUCGGUAGUCAAACUAUUCUUACUAAGGAUCAAACGGAUGCUAUUGCUUCUGCGUUGGCGAAAAGUGGGGUCCAUUUUAUAUGGUCGAUAAAACAGGAUGCGAAGACAAAAAACGAGAAUGAGGAUGCUGUUGUUGGAAGAGGUCUUGUGAUUAGAGGCUGGGUCCCACAGGUGUUGAUACUGAGGCAUAGGGCUGUGGGGGCGUUUUUGACUCAUUGUGGAUGGAACUCGGUGUUGGAAUCGGUGGUGGCUGGGGUUCCGAUGCUUGCGUGGCCAAUAACUGCGGAUCAAUAUGUGAAUGCUACGUUGGUUGUGGAUGAAUUGAAAGUGGGUAAGAAAGUGUGUGAAGGUGGUGAAAGUGUUCCUGACUCAGAUGAGUUGGGUCGAGUUUUGGCUGAGUCGGUUGGUGGGAGUGGUAAGGAAAUUAGUGCGGCGUUGAAAUUGCAGCGAGCGGCGUUGGGUGCUGCUGGAGAAGGUGGAAGCUCUUAUACGGAUUUGCGAUGUUUGAUGGAACAACUUGUUUUAGGAUGUUAAAAAGUAGUAAAAAGAAUAAGGUUCAGCUGUUGAUAGUUAUUUCAUGCUAUAAAGUGUAAAAGAUUAUAAUCAUUAAAACUCAAUAAUCGACUGGAACUCAAUAAAUGACAAAUACAAGAUUAUUGACAAACACAAGAGGACCCGGAUCCUCUCCGGCUGCUCUCUCAUGUUUUCUCAAGUUUUUUA
Lathyrus oleraceus (garden pea) is the source of this 2010-nucleotide messenger RNA. RefSeq names its product flavonol 3-O-glucosyltransferase UGT89B1. NCBI's taxonomy places the organism in Eukaryota, Viridiplantae, Streptophyta, Magnoliopsida, Fabales, Fabaceae. Gene Ontology annotation, molecular function: UDP-glucosyltransferase activity. The transcript has a single exon. Bases 427 to 1824 code for a protein of 465 amino acids. The record is from RefSeq and is a predicted model, not a curated record.